This is a messenger RNA of Leptomonas pyrrhocoris, 1966 nucleotides long. RefSeq lists its product as hypothetical. The record is from RefSeq and is a predicted model, not a curated record. The transcript has a single exon. Bases 248 to 1966 code for a protein of 572 amino acids. Lineage: Eukaryota; Euglenozoa; Kinetoplastea; Trypanosomatida; Trypanosomatidae.
AGCAGCCGAAUAGCAAGCCAACAGCAAUAACAUCAACAACAAAAUAGACAAUAUGCCGUGGCAAGUGCACCCGCAAAUCGUCUCCUGCACGCGCUCAGCUGCUCCUCUCGUGCUGCCGCUUAUACUCGCCAGCAGCAACGCAGGUGCCGCAAACAAAAAUACCUCACACAGCCUGUGUGUGCCGCUGGACCCACCCAGUCUUGCUCACUGCUCCAUUCCCGCUGGCUGCGUGCGACGUCACUGUGUCAUGCCGCCGACAGGGUUGCCGUGUUUCGUCUCACGCCCUCGCUGUGCUUCCAGGCUCGCCGCCGUGCACGGCAGUAACGACACCUCGGCCAUCGUCAACGUGGCAGCACGCGUAACUUAUCGCAGCUUCUACUCGGGCUUGGACGAGUCUCGCGUGCACCGACUUCGGCGUUCAGGUAUUACUUUUAACCGCCCGCGCGGUCGCGACACGUUCUCCGUCGCCUUCGAGAGCCGUCUGCGCAUUGUACCGCUGACGCAGAUGUCAGACCUCUACGGCCCGAUUGACGCCUCGUUGAUCACCGCCGUGAACGCGGAUGACCCGACAAGCAGCGCCGGCAACCCGCUUGAGCAGAAAAAGUUCAUGGCCGGCGACGCCCACAUACGCCGUGUAGUGGAGAGGAAACGACGAGACGAGGCGCGUCUGCGGGAGAAGCAGGACUGGCAUGUGCUGGUGGUGGAUCCGAUCGAGCUGGCGGCCGCAGCGGCCCCGGUGCCGUUUCCGAGUCCGCAUCCGGCGUACUACCAAGACUGGCCGACCACAGCGUCUGCUGCGUCUACCCGACCGCCACGUGCGAGCUGGCGCGUGUUGGAGCAACGCGAGGCCAGUCCGUACGGUGACCCAUCCCUCCCUUUCUUCGCCUCAGCCGACGCGACCACCACCACCGCCACUGUGGGAGAGGCGGCAGGUGGCUCUUCGUGCUUGUCGGAGGGCAACGUUGCGCGUCCUUUUGCAUCUUCCACGGCGUCUCUCCCAUCAAAUGCGUAUUUCUAUCGUCCCCGUGACCGCCGUCACCUCCAACAAAGCGGCGACACCACGCUCCUCGCGGGGACAGCGGUGCGAGAGAUCACGCUGCACCUUCCGCACCCCGACUCGACGCCCUCACACCCCCUCCCUCCCUCCCCCCACGCGGUUCGCCAGCGCUUUUACACGGCCGUCUGCGUCGACCCGGACAUCCACCACGAUCGCUUUCACCGUGAGGAGGCACAGGUGGAGAUGAUCUCCGCCUACCGCAACAUCUUGUACGAAGCAGCCGAGCUGGCAACACCGGCGGAGAGCGGAAUGAAUGACGCCGGCAGCCUCCGUCGCAGUUCCGCGACUACGCGAGCAGCGCCCUUCGUCGCAGACGUGGUGCGAGUGCCGGCGCUCUGCCAGUACUCCUGCGGCGGUCGGUUUUUGCACGAACUGGGGAAGUUGAACCAGCAAUCGGUGAUUAAGGGCUUCCAUCGUCUCAGCAACGAGGCGAAGGAGGAGCUGAUUACUAAUCGCUGCUUCACGGUGGAGAUCUACGUGCCGCCGCUGCUGCUGGAGCAGUUCGAGAAGGCCUUCCUGGAGGAGGCGUGGGAGGCACCGACCUCCACGCUGAAUCCUGGUCGCACCGCCCUCUACCCGGGCCUUGCCCCUCCCCGCACCCUUCUCCAGUACGACGGUUGGAUCGGCAAACGAGCGGAGUUGAUUGAGGCGGUAGAGACAGGCGGUAGGAGUCUGCUGUCGGGUGUGAAGCACGCCCUAGACGGGACGCCGAUUGAGGAGAAGGAGGUGCUGCCCAAUCUCCGCGUCUUUGGCGCUCGCGAGGAGCAGCAGCGGAUGCUGGAGGGGGAGCGGCGGACCGCAGCGGCGGCGCUCGACACCCCGCCGGGGCCGUCGACGUACGCGCCGCUGCGAGCGGGACUGCAGGACGACGCCGCUGGGCGUGACGAGGAAAACGGCAAGACGAAAUGA